Helianthus annuus (common sunflower) is the source of this 1011-nucleotide messenger RNA. RefSeq lists its product as uncharacterized. The transcript has a single exon. Bases 1 to 1011 code for a protein of 336 amino acids. The record is from RefSeq and is a predicted model, not a curated record. NCBI's taxonomy places the organism in Eukaryota, Viridiplantae, Streptophyta, Magnoliopsida, Asterales, Asteraceae.
AUGGAAGACAGUGCAAACAUCCUGGGUAAUCGAACUGAUGGAGGUAACAAUUCAAAACCGAAGUCCUAUGUAGAUUCGGUUUUAGCAGCCAAAUCCGUUAAGGUAAACUUCAGAACUCUUGCUAGUCCUGUUACGUAUGAGGGUUGUGAUGUGGUGCUUCCUCGUGACUCGGUUAGAGCAGUACAAGAAAAAUUAUCAAACACUCUGUAUGGUUACUUCCUAGGGGACAGAGUUGCAUACCCGGUUGUGGAUUAUUUUGUGAGGAACCAUUGGAAGAGGUUUGGAUUACAGAAAUCAAUGAUGAAUGCUAAUGGGUUCUUUUUCUUUAAGUUUGCUGAUGAAGCUGGUAUGUUGAAUGUUCUUAAAGAAGGUCCUUGGAUUAUCCGAUCUCAGCCUAUGUUUUUGAAUAUUUGGUCUCCUACAUCAAAGUUAGAAAAGAAGGAAGUAAAGAAGUUGCAAGUGUGGGUCAAAGUCCAUGAUGUCCCGAUUGCUGCGUAUACGGAGGAUGGAUUGAGUAUGAUUGCUACGGCUAUUGGUGAGCCUAAGAUAUUGGACUCGUACACUUCAUCAAUGUGCACGGAUACUUGGGGAAGGAGUAGCUACGCGAGAGCGCUAGUAGAAAUUUCAGCUGAAAGUGGGUUUAAGGAGGAGAUAGUUAUUGCGGUUCCAGAGUUGGAGGGGGAAGGUUUUAGUAAAGUGAAAUUGUCGGUAGAAUAUGAAUGGAGUCCUCUUAGGUGUGCACAUUGUAAGGUGUUUGGUCAUUCUGAUGAUACAUGCCCGAGACAGACUAGGAGGGCUCCUAAGGGGCCGGUCACUAAUCAGAAAAAACAAGAGGGAAACAAUACUCGAAAUCAAGUGAAGCAGCCGGUUGUAGACAAAGAGGGUUUCAUGGAUGUGGAUCGCAAGAAAGCGGCUAGGAAAGCAGGGUUUCCUGUUAAUAAGCAGAAGUGGAAAUUUGAAUAUCGGCCGAUUGGAUCCAAGCCUCAUGGUGGGGCUUCUACCUCGGGUUAG